Messenger RNA from Ilex paraguariensis (yerba mate), 499 nucleotides. NCBI's taxonomy places the organism in Eukaryota, Viridiplantae, Streptophyta, Magnoliopsida, Aquifoliales, Aquifoliaceae. The record is from the annotation of a GenBank genome assembly.
CGAACAGUCCAUCAAAAUUUAAACGACGAAAAAAGAUCAAAUGGUAAACUAAUAUACGGAAAAGGCAUAUAGAUUAAAUAUGUUUCCAUCUGUCCCAAAAAUUAUAAGGGAACUACACUGUAGUUGAAAAGGAGAGUCUUUAUUAAGAAAUAUGUGUAUUGGUUGCUGUUGAUAUUUUCUUUCUCUUCAGGACAUGGAGUCUAUCGUGGAGACCAUGAUGCAACAGCUUUUGUCUAAAGAAAUUCUUCACGAGCCUAUGAAAGAAGUUGGAGAACGAUAUCCAAAAUGGUUGGAAGACAAUAAGACUAAAUUGAGCAGCCAAGAAUAUGAACGUUAUUCCCACCAAUAUGAGGAACUGAUUUGUGUGGUUUUGAUGGUUUUGGAUGUUGGGUUCAUUUGGUUUUGUGGACUGGUGCUGUUCUGUGUGGAUAGGUGCUUGCUGUUUCAGUGGUGGUUUGCUUUUCUGGCAGAUUGUUGUGCAAUUUUUGGGAUGAGUUAG